Molecule: messenger RNA, 3354 nt
Organism: Dipodomys ordii (Ord's kangaroo rat)
Lineage: Eukaryota; Metazoa; Chordata; Mammalia; Rodentia; Heteromyidae
Gene: Pnpla7
Product: patatin-like phospholipase domain containing 7
Biological process (GO): lipid metabolic process
Cellular component (GO): endoplasmic reticulum
Molecular function (GO): phosphatidylcholine lysophospholipase A1 activity
Source: RefSeq, a predicted model, not a curated record
AUGGGGCAGGCAGACUUCUCUGAUGUUUCUUCUGUGGCAUUUGCACUAUUGGAGAUAUCAAGAGACAGACCUCUGUCACCUCACAGUGUCCUCAGCACAGGACAAGCCCAGCCCACCUCUCAGUACAGGUUUCGGAAGAGGGACAAGGUGAUGUUCUAUGGCUGGAAGAUCACGAGGAAGGUGACCAUACUCCCACACUCACUGGCUGGGAAUACAGCUGCACGGCAGCGCUACAGGAAGAGGACCAAGAAGUAUUGGGAGUGGUUGAAUGUGUCUCUGUUUCAUAGGAUCCUCCGUUUCAAGAAGGAGUACCCUACCUUGCAGCCCAAGAGCCCCACCUCCCUAUUGGAGGCUGAUCUCACAGAGUUUGAUGUGAAUAAUUCUCACUUACCAUCAGAAGUAUUGUACAUGUUGAAAAAUGUCCAAGUCCUGGGCCACUUUGAGAAGCCACUCUUCCUGGAACUUUGCAAACACAUGGUCUUUUUGCAGCUGCAUGAGGAAGAGCAUAUCUUUCAGCCAGGAGAACCAGAUACCAGCAUUUAUAUUGUACAGGAUGGAUGGCUGGAGGUCUGCAUCCAGGAUACUGACGGCACUGAGCUGGUAGUCAAGGAGGUCCUGGCAGGUGGCAACGUCCACAGCUCCUCAGCAUGCUGGACACAUCACUGUGAGUACCCAGGCCUGCAGCAGCCCCUGGCUGCUCCUUGGUCAGCCCCAAUCAUCAUGGUGCAGCUGCAGAGGGUGACCUUCCUGGCUCUGUGCACCUACCUGGGCCUGACCAUGUUGCUCCCCAAUUCUGUGAAUACAGAGCCACCACCCAGCCCGCGGCUGCCCUCCUCAGGACCUGUGCUGGGCGGACAGCCACAGCCAUGGCACGCUUGGUUGCCUCUACUGAAGAGCAGCUCCUCCCCUCUGCCUUCAGUCCACGGGGAGAUCAAAGAUGAGCUGGGGCAGCCCCAUGCUGGUGACCUUGACCCUUCACUGUCACAAGGCAGCCAUGUGUGUAGCUCCAGGGAUCCCUGCAGCGACUCUGGCAGUGCAUCCAUGCUGCCCAGCCUGCUCACUGACAUCACCUCGAAGCUUCAUAACCCGAUUCACCUGAAGGACCUAGGCCUCAAGGGGCCUUCAUGGAUCAUGCGGAAACAUCCAGAGGAUGUCCGGAGCGUGGCACACACUGUGGUGAAGAGAAUGUCACCCUUUGUGCAGCAGAUAGACUUCACUCUGGACUGGAUGGAGGUAGAGGCCGCGCGUGCCAUAUACAGGUGAGUAGACAAGUCAGACUGCACGUACAUUGUCCUUAGUGCCGACUGCGUUCUGCGAUGGGAAGAAGCACCCGGCUGGGGAGACCCCAUGGGUGUGGAAGGUGGCAGGCCCUCCUUUCUGUUUCCUGGAACUGGCCUGGCCGGCUGCCUGGACAGGGGAAAGGUGGAGACGCUGAGCCACCAGGGCAGGGCCACCACCGUGCAUGCUGUUCGAGACUCAGAGCUGGCCAGGCUCCCCACAGGAGCCCUGACGGCCAUCAAAUGCAGGUACCCACAGGUAGCAACUGUCUUGCUUCACAACAUAGUAUCUGAGUCCAUUGCUGGGAGCAUCCAGCCCUGGUGUGGAACCUGGGGUCACCAGCUUGGCCUUCACACCGUGGGCAGCAACUGGGACUGAGGAAACGCAGCCAGCAACCUGCCCAUGUCGGAGGAUGCGCCUCUCACUGCCUUAGCCUUGGCGCUCCAACCUGUGGUUGUAUUCUCAGGCCCUGUCCUGCUACUGACCAGUGAGCACAUCAGAUAGUGCUUUGGCUCUGCUGUUCUGGACAGUAUCCACGCGCACCGGCUAUCCCUGCUGGGGCAGCAGGAGGAUAUCCACCGAAGUGUGCGCUACCAAGCAGACAGCACCCUUACCCCAUGGACCCAGCGUUGCGUCCGGCAGGCUGACGGCACCCUCAUCGUGGGCCUGGGCCGGCAGGAGCCAGCGUGAGGAGAGCUGGAGCGGACGCUGGAGAACACAGCCAUGCGUGCCCAGAGACGGCUGACCCUACUGCAGGAAGAGGGGCCUGCGCCAGCCCACGCCAUGCAGCGGCUCAACACGCAGAGCUGGUGCUCUGGCCACCUGCACCUCCGCUGCCCACGCCAUGUCUUCUCCAGGAGGAGCUUGCCCAAGCUGGUGGAGAUGGACGCGUGUGUCUUCCAGAGGCCUCCAGACCGGCACUUGGACCUCUCCCGCUUGGCACAGGUGCUGACGGGCAAUGCCAUCGCCUUGGUUCUUGGAGGAGGGGGUGCAAGAGGCUGUGCCCAAGUGGGCGUUCUCAGGCCCCUGGCAGAAUGUGGCAUCCCUGUGGACAUGGUUGGAGGGACCUCUGUUGGGGCCUUCAUGGGCGCCCUGUAUUCUGAGGAGCGGAGCUACAGCAGAUGUAGGUGGGCCAAGCAGUGGGCAGCGAGCAUGACAUCGAUGAUGAAGACCAUGCUGGACCUGCCCUACCCAAUCACGUCCGCGUUCUCUGGGGCUGGCUUCAACAGCAGCAGCUGCAGCAUCUUCUGGAACCAGCAGAUCGAGGCCCUGUGGCUUCCCUACGUUGGCAUCACUGCUGACAUCACAGCCUCUGCCGAGCGCCUACACAGAGGGCCCUCUAACCUCCCAGGCUCUCGGUGGAGGGGUGUGUGUGCCAGCAUGUCCCUCUUGGGCUACAGGCCCCUCUGCGACCCCAAGGAUGGACACCUGCUGAUAGAGGGGUACACCAACAACCUCCCGGGUUCUGCAGAGAGUAGUGGAUGUGGCCAGAUCCAUGUGAGCAGCCGGGACAAGACAAACCUUACAAAUUACAGUGAUGCCCUGUCCGGGUAGUGGCUGCUUUGGAAACGGUGGAACCCUUUGGCCACAAAAGUCAAGGAAAGUGGUACCAGAUGCACCUCAGUGGCCUCCCUCGGCUGUGUGCGCUGCGUCGGGCAGCUAGAGAUGGUGAAGAAUAGCUACUGUGAGUACCUGCGCCCCCUGUCGGCGGUGCACACCCUGGACUUUGUCAGGUCUGAGAUCUGUGAAGUGGGAUACCAGCAUGGACGAAUGGUGUUUGGGAUCUGGGUUCGGAAUGGUGUGCUAGAGAAGAUGCUUCAAGACCAGCAGGGGACGAGCAAGAGGAAGGCCUGCGCGGUCCUCACCUGCCCCAAUGCCUCUUUCACGGACCUUGCUGAGACUGGGUCACGCAUUGAGCCAGCCAAGGCAGCUGCCAUGGUUGAGUCUGACUUCCAGACUGAGCGCGAGGAGGUGCCAGGUGUCCCCUGCGCGGGGAGGAGCUCCUCCAGGGCCGGCCUCCUGCGUGGCCCACCUGAGGGCCACCCUGGGCGUGUGCUCGGAUCACCUGCUGGCUGA